AGAAACGGUUUCCAAGGUAACAAGCGGCGCUGCAAAACAGCUCGGAACCGAGAGCAGAGAAGGAGGGGAAAUCUCCAUUCUUGCACUGUGGUGUAACAGCUGAUAUUUUUGACUGAAUUGUCACAAUCACAGAACCAUGAAUCCCAAUGAUUUUGUUGUGAUCCCAGGCAACAAACCUGGCACAUCUGUUAAGUUAAAAGCAAGAAAUCUUCGGGAGCUACGAUUAGAAACUGUGCAACUAGAACUAGAUAGUGAUGUGAUGGAACAGAGAUUGCAGCAGCUUCGACAAGCCAUGAGUAAGGAAAAGGAGGAAAGGGAGCGUUCAGGACCAUAUCAUUGGAAAUCUGGACACAUGGGGAGCCUUGUAAAUCAUGCACAGGAAGUGCUGAGGAAUAACAAAAAUGAUAAUCAAAAGAUAACUUCUGGAAAGACAAAAAUCAGAAUACUGAAAGACCAACGUGAAGAGCCUCCGAAAUGUGUAUUCACCAGUACGCCAGCUUGUGUAACUGCAAGGCCAAAGAUUAAGGGGAAAUUAUGUGGGCAGUGUGAGAUCAGAAGUCCUGUGCUGGUUUGUGUGGAAUGUGGAGAGGAUUACUGUUCUAGCUGCUUUGCUAAAUUCCAUCAAAAGGGGGCACUGAAGCUUCACAGAUUUUCUCCUUUUCAGGCUGAGGAACAUACAUCGAGCAAUUCAUUGCAUUUAGUCAACCAAUUUAAAAAACAAAUUGAACCUGAUGACCCACCUGUUAAUACUCAGCAGCUUCUGAAGAAACAGCUUUCAGUGAGAAAAGCUUCAUCUCAAAGGGGCAAACAACAUGCUGAGGUUCUUAACAUGGAACAAGAGGAUGAUGAAUCCGCUGUAUGUGUGCAAAACAGCAGUGCGGAAGAUUUGAACAGUAGUUCAUUAUUAAAUGGCGACUUUGAUGAGGAACAGUCAUCAAAGGCUUUCCAAGAAGCUCUAAAUGAAUGGAGAGAGAGAAAACCUAAUGAAGCAGAACAGUUUCCCGAAAUGUUUUCAGUUUCUACAGGGACAUCACCUGCUCAAGACAACCUGCAAAGUCCAAAAACGCCAAUUGAAAUUCAGUUUAAGGAACACAACAUAAGCUACUUGGAGAAACUGCUGCUCAAAAAGUACAGAAGAAUGCCAUUUGAAUCUUUUCAAGUUUCCUGUACGAAUGACUUAAGGCCCUUUUCCCCAUCAUCUCGUGAAGAAGAGGAUGAUGAAAAAGAUGAGCUCCUUCUAACAGCUGAAGAGAUUGAGGAACAUGAAAACUGUGUUGCUCUUUUUAAAGUCGAUGAGUCCUCUAAGCACGCAGAGGAAGUGCAGCCAGUUUUGAGAAUUAUAGAAUUAGAAGAGACUAACGAUGAAAUAUUCGAAGGAACCUCCAAUUACUUGGUUGAAGAAGCCGAUUAUAAAGGGCAAGAAUAUAGACCAAGAAUUUAUGGAAGUUUAUCUAACACAAUGAGCUCAUCACUGCAACAAGAAAACAUCACAACAAGCAAUAUUGGUGUUUCGUUCUUUCAAGCUUCAAACAGAAUUGAUUUAUCAACCUUCAAUCAAACCAAUACAGUAGAAAAGGAAAAUGAACAGCUGCAUGAUCAUGACUCAAGUGGAGAUUUCAUGGAAAAGCAGCACAAUCAUAAAGAUUCCUCAACAACUGAGAAGAAUGAUUCAGUUUCAAACUGCAAGACAUCUCUGCCUCAGAAUGGACAAAUGAAAGGAAACCAAUGUGGUGAAAGACUAAAUACAGUCUUUCCUGAUUGUGGCAGUAGUUCAUCCAGGAGACACGGAUUUGUAAACCAAAUCCCUGACAGUACAACCACUGUUACUUCUAUAUUGUCAUCUCAGAGGACUUCACUGUUUUCAAAUGUUGCACUUGAAGACCCUAUUUCUACAUUGAAAAUUUUGGAAGAGUUUGACCAUAAGCUACAGGUAGACAGUUUAGAAGACAACAAGAACAUUGGCCUCACUUCCAAACCAUCUAAUGAAUUGCAUGAGAUCGCUCAUUGUCAAGAUAUUGAUACUAGCAAGUAUCUGGGCCUGGAAGGUUUUUUCACCUUACAGAUGGAUCCUGGUCAAAUUGCUGCACAACCCUUUGCAAAACGUGUGAUCAAUGAUAAAAAACACAUUUCAGAAACACUGAUCAAAGAAAAUGGAGACUGGCGACCACAAAGCAGCCUCUGCAAAUAUGCAGAUGACUCCAUUGUUUAUGAUGUAAUUGAUGAUAUUCAGAGCAGGCCUUCAAGUAGUUUUGGAAGACACGUAGCAAUCAAAAGAGUUACGCCAUGGACACGAUUAUCAAAAUCAACAGGAACUCUGGGACGCUCUAGGCACGUAAUGUCUCCCACUCCAGUGGAAUCAUUACAUAUUGCAUCUCAAAUUUCAACAAAACCUCUGGUUUCCCAGAAACAGCAUAAAAUCGCUCAUCUAAGCUCUAUUGCUCCAUACCCGCUGUCUAGAGCUGCAAGGGAAAUUUCUGAAGUUGAAGGCAUUGGUCAAGAUGAACCCAGUUUCGAAAAUGAUGCUGAUGAAGAAGCUUUAAUUGAAUUGGAGAAGGAGCUGUUGCAGACUCAUAAAGGCAGCGAAAAAAGGCUUGACUUGUCAUCUGUAAAUGAGCUGUUGAUCUCUACUGGGCAAUCAAUUGGAAAGGCUGCUCCUGCUAUGCAAAGGGAUGCUGUUGGUUCUCAGUUUAUGCUUGAUUCUUUGACAGGAGGGGUCGAUGAAGGUCAAACAGAUGAUGAGGGAGAGGAGGCCCAAGACAAACAAAAUGUUCUGCUGUUAUUCUGA
Carcharodon carcharias (great white shark) is the source of this 2785-nucleotide messenger RNA. It is a transcript of the gene zbbx, whose product is annotated as zinc finger, B-box domain containing. NCBI's taxonomy places the organism in Eukaryota, Metazoa, Chordata, Chondrichthyes, Lamniformes, Lamnidae. The coding region runs from base 137 to 2785 and encodes 882 amino acids. The record is from RefSeq and is a predicted model, not a curated record. Gene Ontology annotation, biological process: cilium movement. Gene Ontology annotation, cellular component: motile cilium. Gene Ontology annotation, molecular function: zinc ion binding. The transcript has 20 exons.